Nipponia nippon (crested ibis) is the source of this 846-nucleotide messenger RNA. The record is from RefSeq and is a predicted model, not a curated record. NCBI's taxonomy places the organism in Eukaryota, Metazoa, Chordata, Aves, Pelecaniformes, Threskiornithidae.
GGUCAUCUGGCCCAACCUCCUGCUCAAAGCAUGUUCAACUAGAUCAGGUGCAAGAUGUCUGCCCUGAGGCUGAUUUCUAACAGAACCUCCCAGCAGGCCUUGUCUAACUCUGAUUACACCUGGGAGUACGAGUACUAUGAGUAUGGACCAGUGUCUUUUGAAGGCCUGAAGGCUCAUAAAUAUUCCAUUGUGAUUGGAUUUUGGGUUGGUCUUGCAGUUUUUGUCAUCUUCAUGUUUUUUGUCCUGACCCUGCUGACGAAGACAGGAACACCACAUCAAGACAAUGCAGAAACUUCUGAAAAAAGAUUUCGCAUGAAUAGCUUUGUGGCAGAUUUUGGAAGACCUCUAGAAUCAGAGAGGGUCUUUUCUCGUCAAAUAGCUGAAGAAUCCCGGUCACUUUUCCAUUUCAGUAUUAAUGAAGCGGAACAUUUGGACAAAGCAAAACAAAGUCGGAAAGGUCCAGGUCGGGAAAGUAAUAUCCACUUCCAGGAAGUUCCCAGGAGCAGUGGAAUGUUUGAGGAGGACCUAAAUUGUCUUACAAAAUUUAACAUUCCUAACUUUGUGAACACUGAGCAGAACUCUUCACUAGGUGAGGAUGACCUCCUCAUCUCAGAGCCACCAAUCAUUUUAGAAAGCAAAUCGGUCAUGCAAUCUUCCCAUCGGAUCCUUGACUGAAAAGUCUUUUACUUUAAGGUAAACAUUCCCAUUAUUGUCCAGUUUGAAGCCUUUCUUGGCCUUCUGGUAUUUUCAUAGAGAAGGUAUUUCAGACCUAUGCUUUUUAUUGUAUGUAAGACUGGCUGUGCUGACAGAACUGUUCAGACAAGAAGUAAAACACUGAAUACUUUA